This is a messenger RNA of Lindgomyces ingoldianus, 866 nucleotides long. RefSeq lists its product as uncharacterized. The record is from RefSeq and is a predicted model, not a curated record. NCBI's taxonomy places the organism in Eukaryota, Fungi, Ascomycota, Dothideomycetes, Pleosporales, Lindgomycetaceae. The coding region runs from base 54 to 866 and encodes 270 amino acids. The transcript is spliced from 3 exons.
UCUCAACUUACUUUUCUUGACCUUUCAUAACUGCAAACUCGAGUCCUUAAGCAAUGGCUGCAGAGUAUAGCAAAGGGCAAAAUUUCAUCUCCGCGACCAAACUGAACUACUUUCAUUACUUCCUCAAACAACUCACAGGGUACACGCUCCACCCUACCAUCCAACCCUCAGCCUCUGACACGCCUUUCCGCAUCGCCGACCUUGGAACCCAGACAGCCACAUGGCCUAUCUCAUUGGCAGAAGACCCCACAAUUUCUGUAGAAAUUGAUGCCUUCGAUAUCUCCAAUGCUUUCUUCCCACCCUCAGUGUGGGUGCCAGGCAAUGUUAAGCUUCAUUUGCACGACAUCUACAACCCCUUCCCAGAGGAAUUCCUUGGAAAUUUUGAUGUUGUGCAUUUGCGACUAUUCCUAACGCUUUCGAUGGAGAAAGUAAAUACGAUCCUGAGGAAUGCGAUGGCGCUGUUGAAACCCGGUGGAUUCAUCCAAUGGACAGAACACGACAAAACAAACAUCCAACCGACUGCCGCUUCCGAAGGUCUCUCCACAGAAGCUUCGCAAGCCUUCAUCAGCCUUCAAAAAGAGCCGUUCCCAGGGUAUGACCCUCUUUGGGUGAACAACAUCGCCUCCGCAAUGACAGAAUGUGGUCUCAAAGUUGUUGCAGAAGAUCGGAUCCGCGUCCGACCAAGCAUGCUACCUCAGAUGAACGAACUCCACCUUAUAUCGCUCAUGGAUGUGCGCCCUGGAAUCAGUGCUGCAAUCGACCACUUUCGCUCAAAUUAUCUCGUGCAAUUACAAGAUGAGUAUAGCAAAGGCGUUUCAACCAUCGAUGGCUUCAUUACAGUAGUGGGGAAAAAGUCCUCAAAAUAA